UCAUUUAAAAAUUGCAUGAUGUGUGAUCAAUUGGAGAUUCUGAACAGGGAGAUUGAAAGGUUAUUACAGAGCAACAUCGUGGAAGAAGGCACUUUAAACUCGGACUGUCCUCAGCCAUCAAGGACUGACUCCUUGGAUAGAAUCACUGAUUCAGACAAUGGAGCAAAAUACAUAUUAGUGCAGAAGCCAGCAGAAAAGGGAGAGUUCGAGUCUCUGAGUUGUCCACAGAACCAGUCUGGCACUUCUGAAUCAGAAAAUUCAGCAAGUGCUGGAAGGAUAAUGCUGAAUGAGUCUGAUCCUUUGCUGCCCUCCUCUGGCUCUCCCUUUCAGUCRGAUCUGCAAGGAGAAACCACACGAACCUCUAAUGCUGUGACAGUUUUUCAGAGUGGGGACAGUGGUGUCCAAACUAUGGAGGAAGUUGUGAGUUCACAACCUGUGCCAUUAGAAUCUGAAAAUAAUACUGACAACAUGGAAAAUAAUUCCCCUGCGUCAGUUUUGGAUGACAAGGGCGAGCAAAGUAAUGAGGAGGAACAAAAAACUGUCAAACCUACAAGUAAAGAGUUCAGGAAAACCUGGGGUUUUCGAAGAACUACUAUUGCUAAGCGAGAAGGUACAGGAGACCUUGACAUGGACUCUAGUGAACAGCAGCCACAACAAGGCUUAAACCUCAGGCGCAGUGGACGACAACCCAAGCGAACAGAAAGAGUGGAAGAAUUUCUUACCACAGUAAGACGUAGAGGGAGGAGGAAUGUUCCUGCUGCUCUGGAAGAUUCAAGUGAAGCAGCAUCCUGUCCAGCUACGGAUGCUGAAACUGCCUCAGAAGGUAGUGUAGAGAGUGCUCCAGAUAUAAAACCCAGCACUCGCAGUAGUACUAGGAGCUGUAAGGAUCGGAGAGCCUCUAAAAGAAGACGUACAAAAGAAGAGGAGGAGGAGGAGGAUGAAGAGGAAGAAGAGGAGGAGGAGGAGGAGGAUUCUUCUGGAAGUGAUAGUGAUGGGUUGACACUGAAGGAACUGCAGAAUCGGUUAAGGAAGAAACAGGUUGACAAAAAACCUGUGCAACUGACAUUAAAAGAAAUACAGAACCGUCUGAGGAAGAAAAACACAGAACAGGAUCCUUCAGAAACAGCUGAUAACCAGGCUGAAGAAGAAGUAAAGACUGAACUGCCUGUCAAACAAGAGCCUGAAACUGCAGACAGCCCUGAGGUUGCCAGUCAGGUGGUUGUGUCAGAGGAGCACACUGAAGAUCUUCAGGCUGAAGACAUAAAACCUGCCCUUGGAGCAAAAGGGGUUGCAAGUGAAGAACCUGAAGAGUUCCCAAAAAGCAAGCCUGAAUCUGAGAUUUAUGACCCCAAUACUCUCUACUGUAUUUGUCGCCAGCCUCAUAAUAACAGGUUUAUGAUUUGUUGUGAUAGAUGUGAGGAGUGGUUUCAUGGUGACUGUGUGGGUAUUUCUGAGGCUCGAGGGCGGCUUUUGGAAAGGAAUGGUGAGGACUAUAUUUGUCCAAACUGCACCAUUCUGCAGGGACAGGAUGAGACUGUUUCAGAAACAGACCAACAGGAGGCUAAAGAAAGGCAAGUAAAUGUGGAUGGCACAGAAUUCACGAGCAUAGGAACAGUUGAACAAAAGUCUGUUGAGGACCAAGGAAUCAAGGGUAGGAUUGAAAAAGCUGCAAAUCCAAGUGGGAAGAAAAAACUCAAGAUAUUUCAACCUGUACCUGAAGCUCCUGGUGCAUCAAAGUGCAUAGGUCCUGGCUGCUUUAAUGUGGCUCAGCCUGAUUCUGUGUAUUGCAGCAAUGACUGCAUUCUCAAACAUGCUGCAGCSACUAUGAAAUUUCUAAGUUCAGGCAAAGAUGCAAAACCAAAACUUAAAGAGAAGAUCAAACCAAAAUCUGAAAAACCUGCUGUGCCAAAAUCUCAACCACAGGCAAGCACUAAGCCUCUCUUGAUCCCGAAGAGACCACUUCCUGAGAAAAAAGAGGGGAACGUGAAGAAGACUAUUCUGACAACGGUCAAGACUGAGGCAAAUCCUCAACCUGUUGCUAAAGAGCCAGCAUCAGAAAACUGCACACCAUCCUGGGCAAGCGAUCAUAAUUACAAUGCAGUAAAGCCAGAAAAGACUGCUGCCAUUUCAUCUUCACUGUUGUUCAAAUCUCAUAAGGAAGAGAAGAAGAAUGAAGGUAAAGUAGGAGAACCUUCACCAGCACUGAAGAAAGCUGUAGCUUCAGCAUCUACAAUGGAGAAACAGGCAUCUUCACUCACCAAAAAUCUUGCUUCAAAGAAGCCUCCAUCCUUUUCUAGCACAUCACUAAGUAAACAACCAGUUAAACCUUCUGCUGGAAGUGUAAAAGUUGCAAUUCCAAAGAAAGGUUGGCCUCCAUCAGGCAAUGUUUCUUCCAAACAUUCUUCUCUUCCUCCUGCUUCAUCGGUUUCUAAAAAACCAGCUGCAUCUUCCAGUCUGGGUGGAGGCCUCAAAAAGCCUUCACUGUCUUCCACAUCUCCUGCAGCUGGAAGUAGCCAAGUAAGAGCAUCCGUGAGCCCUAGCCAGUCACAGCCCAACUCUCAGAUUCGACAGAAUAUUCGACGGUCCCUCAAAGAAAUUUUAUGGAAGAGAGUCAAUGAUAGUGAUGAUCUGGUCAUGACAGAGAGCGAAGUAGGGAGAAUAGCACUCAAUAUUGAAAAGGAGAUGUUUAAUUUGUUCCAAGUUACGGACAACCGCUACAAGAGUAAAUACCGUAGCAUCAUGUUCAAUCUCAAGGACCCUAAAAAUCAGGGACUUUUUCACCGUGUUCUUCGUGAGGAAAUUUCACUGUCAAAGCUGGUGAGAAUGAAACCAGAAGAACUUCUGUCUAAAGAACUAUCUGUAUGGAAAGAGAAACCAAGCAAAGCAAUGGCAGAGUCAAGAAAUAAACCUCAUGAAGUCAAGAAACCAGUUGUAAAACGAGAACAUGUGUCAGAAAUGAAUAUGGAAGAUUCUCCACCACUGUCUGAUUCUGACGAGCAGCAAGAGUCAGCCCGAAAUGCACCUGAUUUGAACAGUGCUCCUUCCCUGGAUGUUUUUAGCAGUAUGUUGAAGGAUACGACAAGUCAGCAUCGAGCCCAUCUUUUUGACCUGAACUGCAAAAUCUGCACAGGUCAGAUUUCAGCAUCUGAAGAUGAACCACCAUCAAAGAAAGUAAAACUAGUGGCUUCUGCUAAAAAGGCAGACUCAAAAUCAAAACCAGAAGCUCAGCCAAAGCAUGAAGGUUCCACAGCAACCUUAGAGCCAGCCAAAGAGGCCAUCUCUGAGRACACAGCAGAACCUGAAGUUGGAGCUGUAGCAGAAUCCGUUUCUCAGUCAAGCUUAGAAAGAAAUUACGUUCCUGCAGCACCAGCCCAUAACAGUGUGGAUUCCUCUUUACCUGAAGAAGCCUCUGCUUUCCCUGCCACUUGCACAGGAGGAGUUGUCACAACAGUAACAGUUUCUGGCAGGGACCCUCGGACAGCAGUGAGCGGCUCCUCAGCCAUUACCACGGCAGUGCUGCGUCCUGCAUCGGACAAGGUUUCCGUGGGGGAAGCAAAACAGGAAGUGUCAAAACCAGUCGUGACUGUCCCCAAGUCCAUAUUAACCAAACCAGCCUCCUCUCCAGAUCCGAGAUACUUGUCGGUUGCUCAUUCACCCAAUAUCAAUGUUGCAGAGUCACGCUCACCUCAAGAUGGAGAUACYUCUCUCUUUCUCUCUCGUCUUAACACCAUUUGGAAAGGAUUUAUCAACAUGCAAAGCGUSGCCAAAUUUGUCACUAAAGCAUAUCCUGUCUCCGGGUGUUUUGAGUACCUUAGUGAGGAUUUACCAGAUACAAUUCAUAUUGGUGGGAGGAUCUCACCGAAGACAGUCUGGGAUUACGUUGGCAAACUCAAAUCUUCACUUUCUAAGGAGUUAUGUUUGAUUCGUUUCCAUCCUGCAACAGAAGAGGAAGAAGUUGCCUAUAUCUCUCUCUACUCCUAUUUUAGCAGUCGUGGUCGUUUUGGUGUUGUAGCUAAUAACAACAGACAUGUCAAGGACCUCUACCUGAUCCCACUGAGUGCUAAGGACCCAAUUCCCUCCAAACUCUUGCCUUUUGAGGGACCAGGUCUUGAGUCAUCUCGUCCAAAUUUAAUUCUUGGAUUAGUUAUCUGUCAGAAAGGAAAACGUCCUGCUGCUGUUGUGGAUACAGAAAGGACAGAGGAAAAGCGAAGCAGAAUUCAAACACAAGAGGAAAUUGAAACAUCACUGUUCUCUAAAGGUCCUCUGUCUUUGCAAGAAAAGAAAACUCCAAAAUACACACUUUAUUCCGGAGAUUUAGCUGUAAGUACAACACCACCUGGAUCACCUCCGCCUCCACCUCCACUUCCCGCUCCAGAAACCUCAACAGUUACAUCUUCAGUAUUAAAAAUACUCUCCUCGAUUAAAACUGGAGCCCCAACUACUGGGACGCCRCCAGUUUCAACUCCUGCUACUGCAAGUGUUACCUCUACCAAUUCUUCCUCCUCCAAAACUGCCACACCGCUCGAACACAUCCUUCAGACCCUUUUUGGAAAGAAGAAAGCUUUUGAGCCCCUCGCGAAAGAUUCUGAAAGUGCCCAGCCUUCAAAUCAGGAAGCUAAAGCUCCUGUCAAUGAAGGGUUGCCAGCUGUUCCUCUGUUAGAUCCCAUCGUACAGCAGUUUGGACAGAUGUCAAAAGACAGAGCUAUAGAAGAGGAGGAAGAUGACAGACCAUAUGAUCCUGAAGAAGAAUAUGAUCCAGAGAAAGCCUUUGAAACACAGACUGGUGGAACUGAGAGACUGUAUAAUGUGGAAAAGCCGUGUAAUACAACAGAACUAGAGGACGAGGCCUAUGAUCCAGAAGAUGAAACGAUCUUGGAAGAAGCAAAAGUUACUGUUGAUGAUUUACCUAACAAAAUGUACACAGACACUAAAAGCAAUACUUCAGAAACACCCGCUUCGUAUGUGGCUGACAUAUCCACAACCUCAUCCUUGGUGGAACAGCAGAAAAUGUUGGAAGAAUUGAACAAACAAAUAGAAGAACAGAAGAGACAACUAGAGGAGCAAGAAGAAGCCCUCAGGCAGCAAAGAGCCGCUGUUGGUGUUUCAAUGGCGCAUUUUUCAGUGUCUGAUGCGUUAAUGUCACCACCACCAAAAUCUUCCCUAGCAAAGACUGAAUUAUUCCAUCAGAACCAGCAAGCUGCCCCCAAAAUAGAUUUACCUUCAUCUUUAAAUCAGCAAGCGCAAGUUUUAAACCAGGCCUGCGACCCAAGACAAAACAGAGAUCCUCGGCAAGCUAGAAGGAUGGCAACAGAGACUAAUGACAGUAUUGAUUCUCGGAUAAAGCCACAGUUGGUACAGAAUGAGGUAUCCCCAAGAGAAAUUCCUCCUGCAAGUCUCCCAAAUGCUUUGCAGACUACACUUGGUAAGGAAGAUAAAACUUCAAUUGCUACUACCCAGUCAAGUUAUAGUGGUGAUAAUUGGGUUUCAAGUGAAAAAGCUUCUGCAGUGUCUCAGAAAGAGGCAGCUAACAGCAAAUUUGAAAACACUGCUCAAGUUAAUCUGGAAAAUGUGAUUCCAGCAGCCUCUGGAGAUCCUUCUGUAUCCAAACCUUUACGUAAAGUACUUCUCCCGACACCUCCAAGUACAUCUUUUCAGCCUAAUUUCUCCACAUCGAGUGACAGUCAGCCUUUGCAAGUACCAUGGUCAAAUGAAUCAAAGGAUGUGAUAGGAAGGGACGCCUUUUCAAGUACAGUAUUUACGCCUCAGGAAAAGACACCGGGUCACUUUGAACCCGAAAGGGGACUUUCAUCAGUGCAAUAUGAAGAACAAAGAAACGCUCAGUCUCACCCGUUUGCAGAACAAGCUGAAUCUGUAGCUGUGCAAAGUGAGGGAGAAAGAGGGUCUCUCCCACAGCACUUUGAAGAGAACAGAGUUGGGCCUCCGUUUUCUUUGUCUGGCCAGAAAGGAGGGCCUGCAGCACCAAUGAUGCUCAAUGCACCUGUAGGACCUCAUGGACCUAAUUUUAGAGGACCAGCACCACAGUUUUCAGAAGAGCAUGGUUCUCCAAAUAGCGAUGGGCAAAGAGGACCUCCAGCUGGCAGAUUUGGAGGUCAGAAGGGACCCAUUCCUUCACUGUUUUCUGCACAGCAUGGACCACCAUCUCUUUUUGGUGAGAACAGGGGCCCCUCCCCAUCUUAYGGUGUUCCAAGAGGAAUGUCACCAUCUCAGUUUGAAGAUCAUAGGGAACCUCACAUGGAGCAAAGGGAAUUCUCAGAUUCCCAAUAUAACGAAAUGAUUAGGCCUCCAGGACAGUUUGAGGGACCGGAGCCCCCUCAGUUUAUGGGAAACAGGGGACCUUCRCCUUUUCCCUUCGGAGGUCAAAGACGACCACCACCAGCUCAGUUUAAAGGACAGAGAGGAGGCCCUCAGUUUGGAGGCCCAAGAGGCCCACCCCCUAGCCAUUUUGGGGGACCGAGAGGGCCUCACCCAAAUCAGUUUGAAGGACAAAGAGGUGCAGCUACAAAUCACGUGCCAGGCCCGAGGGGACUUCUGCCACAACCGUUUGAGGAACGGAGAGGGAGUCCACCACCCCGAUUUGCUAACCAGAGAGGUCCGGCACCACUUCAGUUUGGAGGACCAAGAGGAGCCUCGCCUGCACUGUUCCCAGAACAAAAUGAGCCUCCCCCUUCUAGAUUUCACUUCCAAGGUCAGUCSUCCCAAGGUAUGAAGCCAACCCCAAGACCACUGCUAGACCUUCCAAGUCAUCCACCGCACAGRAAAGAGAUGUGGGAGGAAGCCGGACCAUCUGCACCUCUUUCCAACGUAUCUGGACAAGGACCCGAGUCAGAAGCACAGUGGUCAGGACCUGAUUUCCGAGAAGGCAAAAAUCUCGAGUUCAGAGGCCAGGCCUUUGAAGGGAGACCCAGAGAGAGAUACGAGGGAGGAAAUAAAGACAAGGUUUUAGAUCAGCCAGAGCCUCAGCAAGCAGAUAAUCGACAAGGUAGACCCUUUGAGGAAAGGCGAAGGGAUCGAGAACAUGGCAGACCUUGGGAAAGGGACCGUGGAAGAAACUGGAAUAGAGACAGAGAAAGGGACUGGGAGAGACAUAGAGACAAGGAAUGGGAUAAGAACAGAGACAGAAACCAAAACAAGGAUCGGGAAAAAGAUUCGGAGCGAGCUAAAGAAUGGGAAAGAAACAGAGACCGGGAGAGAGCCAGAACCAGAGAGCGAGACUCCUACCGAAGACGUGACAGAGACAGAUCGAGAAGCAGAGACAGAGAUCGUGACAGAGACAAAGACAGGGACCGGGAUCGAAGCCGGGAGAAAGAGAGAGAUCGUGAGAGAGAUCGAGACCGUGAAAGAGGGAAAGAUCGCAAGGAUCGGAGUAAAAGCAGGGAAAUUGGUAAAGACAUCAAGCCAGAAACACAGAAGGAAGGACAAAAACCAACAGAAGCUGAAGCUUCAUCUUCCACUGAUCAGUCAUAGAGAUACUUGGAAGGUAUUUUCCAUAAAUAACAAGAACUUACUCCAGAUCUUUUGUAUAUACUGUAUAUUCUCGACUUUACAAAAUGCUGUUGCAAUACUAGCCUUACAAGAUGCACUGACAAAUGAGCAGUUUUUGAACAACUGUGAAUGAAAAUGUUCAAAUGGAUAAAAGGCAAGAACAUACCGGACUUUAACUUGCUGCAUUUUGUG
Messenger RNA from Nothoprocta perdicaria, 7695 nucleotides. It is a transcript of the gene DIDO1, whose product is annotated as death inducer-obliterator 1. The record is from RefSeq and is a predicted model, not a curated record. Gene Ontology annotation, cellular component: nucleus. The coding region runs from base 16 to 7485 and encodes 2489 amino acids. Lineage: Eukaryota; Metazoa; Chordata; Aves; Tinamiformes; Tinamidae. The transcript is spliced from 17 exons. Gene Ontology annotation, biological process: apoptotic signaling pathway; DNA-templated transcription.